Trichoplusia ni (cabbage looper) is the source of this 643-nucleotide messenger RNA. It is a transcript of the gene Lamtor2, whose product is annotated as ragulator complex protein LAMTOR2 homolog. Gene Ontology annotation, biological process: cellular response to amino acid stimulus; positive regulation of TOR signaling. The transcript is spliced from 2 exons. Gene Ontology annotation, cellular component: Ragulator complex. The record is from RefSeq and is a predicted model, not a curated record. Gene Ontology annotation, molecular function: molecular adaptor activity; guanyl-nucleotide exchange factor activity. The coding region runs from base 137 to 514 and encodes 125 amino acids. NCBI's taxonomy places the organism in Eukaryota, Metazoa, Arthropoda, Insecta, Lepidoptera, Noctuidae.
ACAAACGUCACACAAUGACACAAGUGGUGUAACAGAGAACAGAAAAUAAUAAAAGUCAACAAAGAUUGGAGGAUUAUUAGCCCUAAAACAGAUUUUAGUGUAAAUUAAUUUUGAUUAACCUAAUAAUUCUUCCACCAUGUUGAAGCCAAAAGCGUUAACACAAGUGCUGAGUCAGGCGAAUACGGGAGGUGUCGAAAACACAUUGUUGUUAAAUCACCAAGGCGCUCUUUUGGCAUACUCUGGGUAUAACGAUAAAGAUGCUAGAGUAACAGCAGCAAUUGCAAGUAACGUGUGGUCGGCGUAUGAGAAGCACGGACGAAAUGUUUUCAAAGAAGACAAACUUCAUCUAAUUUUAGUUGAUUGUUUGAAUGGCAAAAUUGCCAUAACACAAGUAGCGAACUUGUUAUUGUGCCUUUAUGCUAAAGAAACUGUAGGAUUUGGAAUAUUGAAGGAAAAAAUCAAUGCUAUUGCUCAAUACCUUGAAGGUCCCUUAAAGCAAGUUGCUAGCUCAUAACAUUCCUCAAGCGUUUUGUAACAAAUAUGACACUAAAAUAAUUGUGUAAAUGUAAUAUAUUCGAUAAAAAAAUAAGAUUAUGUUUAGGAUAUGAUAUGUAAAUUUUAUAUUAAUCUUUAAUAAACUUAA